AUCAUCAUCAAGAAUAGAAGGUAUCAUGGCUUUCAAGAAUAUCUUCGUGGUUCUUUUCGUUGGUACCAUCAUCCAGUUUGCGGCCGGUGCCCAGGAGUGUAGCUUGAGAGAAUCUGUUGGGGCACUUCUUGAAAGCUGUAGUGCGUUGACAGCAACGCAAUGUCCAGAUGGCUGGGAAUGGUCUAAGAAGACCGAUUCCUGUUACUACUAUCUCCAAGCAGAACUGUCGUGGAACAAUGCUAGAACAAACUGCAGGAAUAUGGGAGGAGAUUUGGCUAGUCUGACUAACAGGGAAGAGAUUGGCUUUGUUCAAGACUACAUUCUAUCUAUUAUUGGUUCAGCUUCAUGGAAGAACGUCUGGAUAGGGAUCAUGCGGGACGGUAACAAAUGGCGAUGGUUGGAUGGAAGUGAGCUCGCCAUACCCGCCAAAGCAUUUUGGUAUCCCGGCGAACCAAACAACGCGGGCGGUGGAGAAAACAUCGGGGAGUUGUACGCCUCUGGGCUCAUCAACGACGAAUCUCAAACAAGUAAAACACGACACGCUAUCUGUGAGAUGACGAUGUAAUCAACAAUGGCAUCAACCAGGCAUAGCAUCAACAA
Molecule: messenger RNA, 600 nt
Organism: Lytechinus variegatus (green sea urchin)
Lineage: Eukaryota; Metazoa; Echinodermata; Echinoidea; Temnopleuroida; Toxopneustidae
Product: lactose-binding lectin l-2-like
Exons: 3
Coding region: 26-565 (179 amino acids)
Molecular function (GO): signaling receptor activity
Source: RefSeq, a predicted model, not a curated record